GGUUGGAAGGAAGGCAGGUGUUACACGUGGUACACAACAUGUGUUGUACCACGUGUUGUGACUCCAGCCUCAGUACUGCACCAGUUACCACAGUACUCUGGUGCAGCCACAGCCUUCUACAACAGUUUGAUCGGUGAGAGAGCGGGCAUCAAUUAGUGCACGGAGGAUUAAGCCUUCAUAACUCCAUGUGCUGAAUGAUCCACACGGGUUUAGUUCUUCAUUCAGCAGAAUACAACUGAAGAAUAAUACACAAGUUGUAUACACUAGGACCAGAUAAAUAUACACCUCAAUACACAAGGGUUUGUGAUGGUGGCAGAUGUAGAGAACCAGAAGACUCCUCUUUUGUCCUCACAAGAGAAGGAGUUGAGAGUAGAUGACGUCAAUAGCUUGCUGGAGAAUGACAACGUCGAUAAAUUGCGUAAAAUUUUGAAUGAUUGGGGAAAGCACAGUGUGUGGCAACCUGGGCAUAAUAACAAAGAGAUGGCACUUACUGAAACGUCACUUCACGUCGCUGUCAGAAAGAAAGCCCCCAAAUGUCUGCAGGCUUUACUAGAUGAAAACCCACCUGAAGAAGUCCUCGAUGCUCCAGAUCAUGAUGGAGCCACGCCAUUACUGGUGGCAGUGGCACAAGCACAGCCUAAUCUUGCUAAGAUGCUCCUUAAUGCAGGAGCUCACAUUAAUGCCCGUAAUGACAAAGGCCAGAGUGUGCUGCAUAUCUUGACUUAUGUUACCUCAAGAGGAUCUGAAUCAGAAGAAACCUUGCAGGAUCUGACAGAUUUGCUUUUAUCAUGGCCAGACAUUGACUUGGAGUCUCAUGGAUAUCUCACACCACUAGCAGCAGCAGCAUCAAGGUUGCCUCAGGGUGUUGGAGCUCCCAGAAGUGGUGGUCUGAUUAGCCUGUGCAGGAAACUAGUGAAGGCAGGAGCUUCUCUUCAGGAAGAUGGUGGGGAUGGCAAUAUUAAAGAGGUUCUGCUACGCAAGCAGGCCCUUUCUAUAGUCUUAAUGGGUAUUGAACAACGACCUGCCCCUAAAAGACCUGAAAAAUCACAGUUCUUGGAUAUAAUAUUAAUGGGGAAAAACAUAAAUGAAGUUAAGACAUUCCUGGAAAAUCUGUCAUCUGAAGAUGCUCUUGCUGCAGUCAAUUGUCGGCUUGGAAAACAAACUCUUCUUUUUUAUGCCAUCGACAAAAGAAAGGAAGAUUUAGCAAAAGUUUUAACCGAAUUUAAAGCAAAGCCAUGGGUGUUAGAAAUAACAAAUGAACUCCCCAUUCAUCGAGCUGCUUCUCGAGGCCAUUGGUCUAUUUUUAAUCUUGUCAUUAAUCACAUGAAGGUUGAAGAUAAACCAGUUGAUCUUAAAGAUUACACUGUCAGUAUUAUCCAGAAGCUAAUGGAGAGCAAUAAGAAAAAGAAGGGCACUCCUCCGGAGAUCAGUCAUUCGAAGUGCCUGCAAAGACUAAUGCAAGAUGAUGUUAUCUUGAAUCUGAACCAGGAGUGGAUGGGCCAGACUGCACUUCAUGUUGCCGCCUCCUUCAACAACCAGGAAGCCAUGAGGGAAUUUCUUUGCAAAGGAGCUUUCCUUGGUGCCCGUCAAACACUAGUAGCUCACGACCACAGCAACGUCCUAGACUCGCUUUUGCCAGCAACCUUAGAGAAAACUAUGGAUGGCUGCAUCGUUCACCAGCCAACAAACAACGAUGUUUUGGAACAUGAAAAUAUUCUCAGUGAAGACCAUAUGCUAAAACUUGAUUAUCGGUUCCUUGUGCCUCCAACCAAUGACGACAAUAAGAAAGGGAAGAGUAUAAAUGAGACUGAAACUCUAAUGGACAUCAGCAGAAGUAAGCAGCACAGACAUGCCAUAAAACACCCACUGGUGCAAGCUCUCUUGUAUGCCAAGUGGCGCAAAGUUCUGCCUCUUUACCUUCUUAAUUUAGUCAUUUAUUUUAUUUUUGUCAUUAUUCUUACAGCGUUUGUUUACAGUAUUAAGGAUUUACGCAUACUUGAAACACAGAUAGAGAAUUAUCCUAUUGCUGGAUUAACCUAUGCAAUCACUGAAGAAAGAAUCAAAAACAAGCAGGUUGUUGUGACCUACCUCAUGGCUCUACUUCUCCCAGUCAUAAUAUACAUGAUUAUCAGAGAAGUUUUCCAGUUCCUCUUCUCCAGAGACAUUUACCUCAAGAACAUCGAAAAUUAUUUGGAAUGGUUCUUAGUGGUGGUGGUAAUAAUGCUGUGUUCAGCGACAUUUGCUUCUGAUGUCACUCGUCACCUGGCUGCCUGGGCUGUCAUCGUGGCUUGGUAUGAAUUUGUGUUGAUCCUCGGACGAGCUCCUGCUGCCAUCUACGUCACAAUGUUGAGACACGUCUCUUGGAACUUCCUCAAACUCAUCUUCCUCUUCGGUGCUCUCAUUCUAGCGUUCACCAUUAGUUUUAACAUCAUCUUACAGCCCACUGGUGGCGAUCCAGACUUCCGUGACUUCUGGUCGACACUACCCAAGGCGAUAGUUAUGGCCACUGGAGAGUUUGAGUACUCAGAUUUAAACCAACACUUUUCUCGCAAGCUGAUCUUCUUGGCCUCAGCUCUGCUUAUUUUCCUCCUCUUCUUGUUCCUCAUCUUUCUUGUCCUCAUGAACGUCAUGAAUGGGCUGGCAGUCACGGAUACUCAGAAAGUAAUGGAAGACUCAACACUGUAUUCACUGACGUCACGCUUAGAGUUAAUCUACCUUAUAGAGUCCUUCUUCCUCACCUGUCCUGGACUUGGCUCUCACAUUGAUAAAGUUCAACUGCUCUCAGGAGAUAAGUACAAGCCUAUUAUAUACGCUCAAAUAAAUAAACAUAUCAAGAAACACAGACUUUUAUCUGGGAAGAAGAAAGAGUUCUUGAGCUCACUGGACGACCAUUCAGCAGAAUGCCUCAGAAGCCAUCGACGGCAAGCAGCGGCCGAGCAGCCUGAAGGUGGAGGUGACCCUCGCAGCCAGUACCUGCCUCUUCUACAACACCAAACACAACGUUUUGGGUUACGAUUCCCAGAUGUGCAGCACUCCAGACGCUAGAAAGUUAUAUGUAUGUUAGCAGUGGUUGUAUACGUGUGGCAGUGGUAUAGAGGUUGUAUGUUAGCAGUGGUUGUAUACGUGUGGCAGUGGUACAGAGGUUGUAUGUUAGCAGUGGUUGUAUACGUGUGGCAGUGGUACAGAGGUUGUAUGUUAGCAGUGGUUGUAUUCGUGUGGCAGUGGUACAGAGGUUGUAUGUUAGCAGUGGUUGUAUACGUGUGGCAGUGGUACAGAGGUUGUAUGUUAGCAGUGGUUGUAUACGUGUGGCAGUGGUAUAGAGGUUGUAUGUUAGCAGUGGUUGUAUACGUGUGGCAGUGGUACAGAGGUUGUAUGUUAGCAGUGGUUGUAUACGUGUGGCAGUGGUAUAGAACAUACGAAUGUCUUUCUAACAUUCUACGAAUGUGCAGUAAUGUGAAUGUUCUAGUUUGAAUGAGUUUGUUUUUAAAGUUCAUUAGUUGAAAAUAUAAAAAAUAAUUUUUAUUCCUAUGGCGCAAAUUUGAGGAGCAAGCUUAAAAAAACUGGUAUUUUGCUUCAUUUUCUUUGUGUUGCGGCAACACUUAUUGUUGUGAAUAAUAACUGCUAAGAUUUUGCCAGAAGGAAUUAUUAAUGACCUUUUAAACAGCAAGUACUUAAAUAUACAGUAGUGCAGGUAGUACACAGCCUGAUAAUACAUCCCCAGGUACCUGCGGCUGGUGUUGCUACACUGGUAACCUCCCCAGGUACCUGCGGCUGGUGUUGCUACACUGGUAACC
Messenger RNA from Cherax quadricarinatus, 3794 nucleotides. The record is from RefSeq and is a predicted model, not a curated record. NCBI's taxonomy places the organism in Eukaryota, Metazoa, Arthropoda, Malacostraca, Decapoda, Parastacidae.